Molecule: messenger RNA, 2123 nt
Organism: Pistacia vera
Lineage: Eukaryota; Viridiplantae; Streptophyta; Magnoliopsida; Sapindales; Anacardiaceae
Exons: 11
Coding region: 66-1826 (586 amino acids)
Source: RefSeq, a predicted model, not a curated record
UAUUCCCUCUUAAUAUAAAAUUUUACUACAACAAAUAUUCUAAACUCAACGCAACUUAACUCGAGAUGCUUUGUCUGAAAGCAGAAGUUCUGGAUGAACAAGACUGCCUCCAACACAAUCAGCCUUCUUCUCCUAGUACUAUCAACAACAGUGGUUUCGUUCUUCCAAUUAAUUUGGGAAGUUCCAUUCAUAGAUAUUUGUGGAAAAAGGGUUGGUCUUUUUCUGCUGGAGAUGGGUCCCUUUGUCCGUCCGAUUUCGAGGUGUCUAAGCUGCCGAAUAAAACAAGAGGGGAAAAAUGUCUUUACAAAUACCAGCUUGAGCAAGAUAUUAAGAAAUUGCGACAACAAUUACAAGAAGAGAUUGACUUGCAUUUAGCUCUAGCAAGUGCUGUUGAACACUCAGAUCCAACCUUGUCAAAUUCCCCCUGCCAGCUUCCUGAUAAGGCCCAAGAUCUUUUGGAUAGCAUAGCUGUUCUGGAAAUCACUGUAUCAAAGCUUGAACAAGAAACAGUUUCCUUGCAAUACCAGCUUAGUCAGGAGAGGAAUGAACGUCGUCUUGCUGAGUAUCGUUUAAGCCAUACGUCCAGUACCGAGUUAUCCUCAUUCGACAGUUCUCAAGCUCACUUGCCACAAUUGAUCACAAGACCUCGUUGUGAGAAAAGUGUAGAAGGAGAAAUGAAAGAAAUGCAAGCACUGCCAAAUUCGAUUGAAGAGCAAAAUUACAAUGACUCUGAGGAUAAUCUUUGGCACUACCCUUGCCGACUGUCUGAAGAAAUGGUCCGGUGUAUGAGGGAUAUAUUUCUGUUCUUAGCAAAUUCGUCCAAGCUAACUUCUUCUGAGUGUAUAGCUUCACCAUCUUCACCUCAGGGCCACCUUUCCUAUUCUUCAAUGACAUCUUUCUCAGAAUCACCCAUUAUUGCAAGGAGUCCCUCAGUUGAUAUGGAAAAUGAUCCUGAUAUCUUUGCAAGAGAUCGCUCAUUUGAUCCUUACGGGGUUCCCAGAAAGGUGGACUGGACAAGAAAUAUUGGAAACUACAGUAUGGCGGUUGAAGUCUCUUGGUUGUCUGUUGGGAAGAAAGAACUUGAAUAUGCUGCUACGGCUCUCAAAAGAUUUAGGUUGUUCCUUGAGCAUUUAGCCAGAGUAGAUCUAUAUUGCAUGACUUGCAAUGAGAAGCUGGCAUUUUGGAUCAACUUAUAUAAUGCUUUGAUUAUGCAUGCAUAUUUAGCAUAUGGAGUUCCAACAAGUGAAAUGAAAUUAUUUUCAUUAAUUCAGAAGGCCGCUUAUACUGUUGGAGGGCACUCAUUCACUGCAGCUGACAUUGAAUUUAUCAUUCUGAAGAUGAAACCUCCAGCUCAUCGCCCACAAAUAGCCCUGGUUCUUGCUCUUCAGAAAUUCAAGGCAUCUGAGGAGUUGAAAAAAUAUUCAAUAGAUCAUCACGAGCCACUCCUACCUUUUGCUCUGAGCUCUGGGAUGCAUUCUUCACCUGCCGUGAGAAUCUAUCAGCCCGAAAAUGUUACCGAGUUGCUGAAAGAGUCGUUGAGAGAUUACGUGCAAGCGUCUGUUGGUAUUAGCAAUAAAGGGAAACUGUUGGUGCCAAAAUUGUUGCAUUGUUUUGCCAAAGGCUUGGUAGAGGACUCAUCACUACCUGAUUGGAUCUGUCAAUUCCUCUCUGAAGAGCAUGCUGCCAUGGUUAGAAAGUGUUCAUGCCAUCAGAAGUGGAGGCUUCCUGGUGCUCGAAGCUUCUCAGUCCUACCUUUUGAUUCAAGAUUUCGCUAUCUUUUUCUAAUGGAAGACGGAGACUGCAACAGCUUCGCCUCAGAAAUGUAAAAUUGAUCAAAUAGAUGGUUCAAAUCACCAUUGGCGGAGCAUCCAACCCUUCCAAAAAGUUACAUAUUGACCAGUAGAUUGAGGCAUUCUGAUAUCCGUCAUGAAGGCAGCAAUCCAACGAUGCCAUAGCAGAGUAUGUUUACCUUUUUGCCUGUAUAAUAUUGUUCAUUGUUGAUUAUUGAAUAUAUUUGCUUUCAUGUUCUGACUUCUUCUGAGGGGCAUUUUACAGCAGUAAUUUACUAAUUUGUAUUAAUUAAACUUUCUGAUUUGCGGGUUUGAAUCCGUUAUUGAAUAGAU